AUGGCUUACCCGACUGCCGCGCAUCAUCCUACUGAGGUACCAAAUCUCCUUCACGAUCGCGACACAAUCACCGAAGCAAACCAGACAAAUUCGCCUUUACUGCGUCUUCCUGCUGAGCUGCGCUACAAGAUAUACGCUCUCGCCGCAGGACAGAACGUUGAAUUUGGGUACAACCAUGACGACGAGGAAUUCUACGUCGUCAAGACUCCAAGCCCAUUUUUACUCCUAUGCCGCCAGACUUACAACGAAACGCGCAACGAUAAGGCACAGUUGGUUCUGCAGCCGUCAGAGUAUGCCGGAGCCUUUUUAACUGGGGAAUUACUUGGUCUCUUUGGUAUAGAUACUCAUUGUGUCCACACAAUCAAAUUCCCUGCACAUGUUACCUUGUGCAUGAUGGAAGACAGCACGGGAGCCGAAUGGGCAUUCGCCUGUUUGGAAGGGUUCACUGGGGUCGAGCGCAUCGAGUUUCAAGUUCCAGAGGGCAUGGGGACCAGUCUGCUGGAGGAGUCUACGCUGUGGUGGAGAACGUCCUUUGACAACGACGACAUGCAAGUUGUUGUCCGUAGGCCACCGAAGUCAUUGUAG
Messenger RNA from Didymella exigua CBS 183.55, 585 nucleotides. RefSeq lists its product as uncharacterized. Bases 1 to 585 code for a protein of 194 amino acids. Lineage: Eukaryota; Fungi; Ascomycota; Dothideomycetes; Pleosporales; Didymellaceae. The transcript has 2 exons. The record is from RefSeq and is a predicted model, not a curated record.